Molecule: messenger RNA, 454 nt
Organism: Moneuplotes crassus
Lineage: Eukaryota; Ciliophora; Spirotrichea; Euplotida; Euplotidae
Source: the annotation of a GenBank genome assembly
UAGGGCAAAGUUUAGAAUAAAUUAAAUAUGAAGUUUUUGAUCUUCAUCGCUCUCACCAUAUCUUGUGUGGUGGCUAACAACAUUAUUUUGGAAGGAGCUGAUUUUUACGACGGGGUCGUUACUGAUGCUUUAGGAAACACUAACAAUGCAUGGAUCAUAAAGUUCUUUAAUCCUCGUUGUCCACACUGUAGGAAGUUCGCACCAAUAUGGGAGGAUGCUUCAGAUAAUUUAGAUCAAGAGGGCCUUAACUUUGGUGAACUUGAUUGCAGUCGCUAUAAGCCAGUCUGCGAUAGGUUCAAUAUUUGGGGAGUUCCAACAGUCAUGGUUUUCAAGGACAACUAUAUGGUUGAGUAUGAAGGCCCUAACAGCUUUGAUGGCCUUUCUGAAUAUAUUUUAAACAGAGAAUAUGAGCAAGUUGAGCCAAACGAAAGAGCUUUUAUCCCUCCAGCAUAAG